CAAUUUACAUCUUCGUUAUAUUAUUGACUUUUUGUUUUUAAAGUAUAGUAAACAAUCAACUGAUAUAUUUUGUCAAUAAAAUAUUAAACGCCCCUAAAAGUAGGCUUUAACAACCGUGGCACGAACAGACGAAACCAACUGGUUGCCUUGUUACAGGGGACAAUCAUGAGAAUUUUAAAUAUGGCGACGCCCGUGAUUAUCACAUAACCUUGUUUAGCCAAGUGAAAUUAGUUCGUUAUUAACUUAAAAUCAUUGAAACCGUAAUUUACAAAGUAAACAAUAAAUUCCUCGGAUAUUCAAAAUGCUACUAAAGCUUUGUCAACCUUCAUCAUACAGUGCUUUAAAAAAAAUCAAACAAAACAAGACUCGAAUUAACCUCAACAAUAUAAUUUCAAGCCAAUUAUGUCAACAAAAUCACAUUAUUAGAAAUUUAACACUAUCGGGACAUGUUUUGGCUUUACCAGCAAACAGUGUUAUGCACGUGUUCGAUAGAAAUGCAAAAUUACUUCAAAGAGAACGUGCAGCAAAAAUGCCGAAUCCAAAAACCUAUGACUAUCUCAAAGAUGAAGUAGGCUAUAGAUUGUCAGAUAAAAUUUUCGAUAUUAAAAGAAAAUUUAAAAAAGCUCUUGAUUUAGGUUGUGGUAGAGGACAUGUAGCCAAACACAUGGCCAGUGAUUCAAUUGAAGAGGUAAUAUUAUCAGAUUUGAGCCCAAGUUUUUUGGAGCAAGCUAAUAUAACCGAUGAAUUAAUUAAAGUGCAAAAGCAAGUUAUGGAUGAAGAAACUUUUUCACUUGAACCAAAUAAUUUAGAUUUAAUUGUCAGUUCUUUGAGUCUUCAUUGGGUUAACGAUUUACCGAGAUGCUUUAGUCAGAUAAUUAAUUGCUUGAAACCGGAUGGUGUUUUUCUCGGUGCAAUGUUUGGCAGUGAUUCACUUUACGAACUAAGAGGAUCAUUGCAAUUAGCAGAGCUGGAAAGAGCAGGUGGAGUGGCAGCACAUAUUUCUCCUUUUGCAGAAAUUAGAGACAUUGGAGCUCUAAUGACGAGGGCAGGAUUCACAAUGUUAACAAUAGACACUGAUGAAAUUAUCGUUGGUUACCCAACUAUGUUCGAACUUAUGUGGGAUUUAAAAGGCAUGGCAGAAAACAACGCAUCAAGGAAUCGAAAAUUACAUUUAAAUCGAGACAUUAUGAUGGCUGCUGCAGCAAUUUAUAAUCAAUUAUAUGGUAAAACAAAAGAAGAUGCUUCAAAAUAUAUUCCAGCGACAUUUCAAAUUAUUUAUAUGAUUGGGUGGAAACCAGAUCCAUCGCAACCAAAACCAUUACAACGAGGAACAGGGCAAAUAUCUUUAAAAGAUAUUCACAGACUAGAUGAAAUUAUCAAAGAAACGAAAAAAAUCAAACUUGGCGAUAACGACAAAUAAUUUUCAUCACGAAUUUUUGUAAAUAAUGUACAAAUUGAAAAAUAAACUUAAUAUAUAUUUGUAGGAAAAAAA
Leptopilina heterotoma is the source of this 1492-nucleotide messenger RNA. Its product is annotated as arginine-hydroxylase NDUFAF5, mitochondrial. The transcript has 3 exons. NCBI's taxonomy places the organism in Eukaryota, Metazoa, Arthropoda, Insecta, Hymenoptera, Figitidae. Gene Ontology annotation, biological process: mitochondrial respiratory chain complex I assembly. Gene Ontology annotation, cellular component: mitochondrion. The record is from RefSeq and is a predicted model, not a curated record. Bases 302 to 1420 code for a protein of 372 amino acids.